Molecule: messenger RNA, 621 nt
Organism: Huiozyma naganishii CBS 8797
Lineage: Eukaryota; Fungi; Ascomycota; Saccharomycetes; Saccharomycetales; Saccharomycetaceae
Exons: 1
Coding region: 1-621 (206 amino acids)
Molecular function (GO): FMN binding; NAD(P)H dehydrogenase (quinone) activity
Source: RefSeq, a predicted model, not a curated record
AUGGCUAAAGUGGCUAUAAUCUUUUACUCGACCUUUGGUCAUAUUGAAAAACUCUCCAAAGUUGUACAGGAGGGUGUUCUUUCUGCUGGCGGAAAAGCUGAUAUUUACCGAGUAGAGGAAACUUUGUCUGAGGAUGCUCUUUUGAAAUUAGGUGCUCCUGCAACAUCUACUGAAAUCCCAGUUGCAGGCAAAGAUGUGUUGGAGGAUUAUGACGCUUUCCUAUUUGGCGUACCGACAAGAUUUGGGAACGUGCCUGCAGAAUGGUCCACUUUUUGGGACCAAACGGGGAGUCUAUGGGUCAACGGCACUUUGAAUGGUAAACCGGCCGGCCUGUUUGUCAGCACUGCAAGCUAUGGUGGCGGUCAGGAGAGCACAAUAUCAAAUUGCUUGAAUUACUUGGUGCACCAUGGAAUGAUUUAUAUUCCACUUGGGUACAAGAACGUUUUCCCGGAGUUGAGCAACAUUGAAGAGAUUAACGGAGGCACGGCUUGGGGUUCCGGUACGCUGGUUGGAUCGGACGGUUUCAGGGCGGCAAGUAAACAAGAACUUAAGGUUGCAAAGAUACAGGGUCAAACGUUUUAUAACACAAUCAAGUGUUUGUACGCUUCAGAAACGCCUUAA